Messenger RNA from Trichoderma virens Gv29-8, 5187 nucleotides. Its product is annotated as non-ribosomal peptide synthetase. Lineage: Eukaryota; Fungi; Ascomycota; Sordariomycetes; Hypocreales; Hypocreaceae. The transcript is spliced from 4 exons. Gene Ontology annotation, cellular component: cytoplasm. Gene Ontology annotation, molecular function: catalytic activity; phosphopantetheine binding. The record is from RefSeq and is a predicted model, not a curated record. Gene Ontology annotation, biological process: amino acid activation for nonribosomal peptide biosynthetic process; secondary metabolite biosynthetic process. The coding region runs from base 1 to 5187 and encodes 1728 amino acids.
AUGUCUAGGUUGUUGCAGCCAGAUACCAACCCCAAGAUAUCCUCUCAAGUUAAAACUGUCCAUCCGCUUCUAGGAGUCUCAAACUUCGAUCGACUAGGCCUCGGAAUUACCUGGCGCAAUACACUUAAAGCCUCGGCUCUGCUCUCGCUUGUUGACCAGCAUGUAUCACUACCAGGCGUUUUCCCGGCGGCUGGAUAUGUCAAGAUUGUUGCUGAAGCAUCUCUGAAACUCUCUGGAUCAAAAGUUCUGCGAAAAUUUGAACUUGACGAUUUCUUUGUCGAAAAUGACAUGAGUUUAGCGAGAGAUGAGGACCAAGUUCAAAUUACCGUUGAACUUCAGUCAACUGGUAGCCAUGAGAGACAUGGAGAUAGGACAGAUUUCAUUAAUUUUCGAAUUAGAUCAGACUGCGCUGGCUUGAAAAAGUUGAAUGCACUGGGAUGCCUGCAUUUGAGAAGUUCCGAUGGGUACAAAAGCUUGUCUUUAGCAACGGCAACCCACCCGAAGCUACUCAACGAAAAAGUUACCCAAGACGCGCAACCAUCUUCAAAAAUUAUUAAAAGUCUUCCAAUGUCCUUUGGUCAAUCUGGGUUUUGGUUCAUGACGCAGUUUAUCGAAGAUCCAACUUUUUUUAACGGGACUGUUUCAUUCUUGAUAACGACAAAUCUUGAUAUCGAUGCACUUGCACACAUCGUGCGUGAGAUGGGCAGGCGUCACGAAGGGCUAAGGACGGCAUUUUUCACUGAUGACCACCAACAAGCUAAGCAGGGAGUCUUGGAUGAAUCUCCAUUAUACUUGCAGACGAAAGUAAUCGGGUCUCAGGAUGAAGUACGUGCGGAAAUCGACGCAAUGAACAAUCAUGUGUACGAUCUUGCAAAGGGUGAAACGCUAAGACUCCUGCUUCUCACCGAGUCACCGAUCAGGCAUCAUCUCAUUGUCGGCUACCACCAUAUCAAUAUUGAUGGAAUGAGCAUUAUUGCUAUAACUGAUGACCUCAGGUUAGCCUAUGAGGGGAAGAAGUUGCCACCACCGUUCCAGCAAAAUGAGUUUGCUGAUCGACAACAUGAACGGCUUCGUACAGGGCAAUAUGCUGAAGAUAUUUUGUUCUGGAAGAAUGAGUUCAAGGACCUACCAGAGACUUUACCUAUUCUCCCUCUCUCGCCAAAUACGCUUCGAUCUCGCCCAGCAGUAAGGACAACCUACCGCCACCUAAGGGCAGAGAGUCGGUUAAGCCCUCUGAUUACUGCUAGACUCCACAAACUCCGAAAGCAAGGAUAUAUACAAUCUCCUUUCAACUUUUAUGUGACAGUCUUUCAAGUUCUUCUUGGUCGGUUGGCUGAAUCUGAGGAUAUUUGCAUCGGCGUGGCAAGCGCAAACAGGCAUAACGAUCCAGGUUCUGAUAGCAGCGUUGGCAUAUUCCUGAACCUCUUUCCCCUGCGGUUACGUUCACAACUUUCAAAAUCCUUUGUCUCCCUCCUUGAAGAAAACAAAGCUAAAGGCUUGGCCUGUUUAAACCACUCCGCAGUUCCAUUUGAUAUAAUUCUAGACGAGGUUGGUGCCAUUCGACACCCCUCUCACAGCCCCCUUUUCCAAGCUUUCAUAAACUACAUCCCGACCAGAGAAAAUAGAUCUUUUGGGGAUGGCAUAAUAGAAAACAGGGAAUAUGAAAUUGGGGAGACUAUAUACGAUAUCAUGUUGGCGGUUAUUGACCCACCAGCCGGUGAUCCAUGGAUAGCCAUCAUGACCCAGAAGGAGCUGUAUACGGAAAACGAGGCUCAGAUCUUGUUGGACUGUUUUAUGAAUCUGGUUGACGCUUUCACUGCCGAUAUCCAGCUUCCUGGGCGUCAAGCUCAGAUGUUUAACGACUCUGCGAUUCAAAAGGCAAUUAAGCUAGGCCAAGGGAUUAGUCUUGACACUGAACUUGGGUCUCUCAUUGGACACCUUGACGAUAUCUCGGCCAGACUUCUUGAUCAAAUCGCACUGAAAGAUACCUGUGGAGGCAUGCUAUCUUACGGUGGUAUGAUGGACAAGUCAGCCCAGAUUGCCCAUGCACUUUCCACGUCAGGAAUUCAUCCAAGAUCUCGAAUUGGCGUUCUCCAAGACCCGACUGUAGAUUGGAUAUGCUCUAUGCUAGGAAUCUGGAGAUUUGGGGCCAGUUAUGUUCCCUUGGAAGUCACCCAAGGUAUUGGACGUCUAAGAUCCAUCAUUAACGAUGCCGACCUCACCGCUAUUCUAAUUCACGAUGCGACUCAAAAUAUAUGCAAGGAUAUAGGUAUUGCGGAAGCUACACCCAUAUUCAAUGUUUCCACAAUCGGUGGCAGUAAGGAGGCGACUAGCCUCAGUUUCUAUAACCCUAUUCCUACGGAUGAGGCGAUCGUAUUAUAUACCAGUGGGUCUACAGGCACACCAAAGGGAAUAUCUUUACCUCAUCGAAUGGUAACAAAUACGAUCAAGGGGUUCCUUAAGAGCUUUCCAAUGAAACCUCAAACAGUCCUCCAGCAAAUUGCCCUAAGCUUUGAUGUUUCUUGGUGGCAGUCCUUGCUUGGACUUGCUACAGGCGGAACUGUCGUUAUCGCUGGGAAGGAUGUUCGGAAAGAUCCAUUUGCACUUACUGGCCUUAUUGCUUCUCAAAUGAUCACGCUUACGCUUGCAGUCCCCUCAGAAGCCAUGUCUUGGCUUCAAAACGGCGACUUUCAACAGCUGCGUAAAUCAAGAUGGGAAUGGCACAUAUCUGCAGGUGAGGAGGUUAGGAGCAACCUUGUUGAAAAGCUAAAAGGGUUAGAUAAACCCGACCUGCGAUUCUUGAAUGCCUACGGGCCAGCAGAGACAAUUGUCCCUCAUGCUUAUGAAAUUCCUUAUCGAGAUCCUAGCUUGACUCUCUCCAAUAUACCCAUUGGUAAGGUCUUGCCUAAUUACAGUGUUUACAUCAUGGAUGGAGACAACCAUCCGCUUCCUGCAGGUGUUCCGGGCCAGAUUGUCAUUGGGGGAGCCGGCGUGGCUUCAGGCUAUAUCAACCAACCGGCGCUUACGAUGGCUAGAUUCCCAAAAGAUGCACUCGCUAGCAGUAGGGCCGUAGCGAAUGGGUGGAUUCAUGCGCAUCUAAGUGGUGACCGUGGCUAUAUGCGAGAAGAUGGCGUCUUUGUUACACUGGGCCGUAUGAGCGGCGAUACUCAAGUGAAAUUACGAGGCCAGCGAUUUGAGUUACGAGAGGUUGAAGCAGCCAUGGUAGCUGCCGGGAAAGGUGACAUUUUGGAGGUUGUUGCUCAUAUUCGGCAACUGGACAAGAAAGAUGCUGCUUCUGCUUUCCUGGUUGCGCACGUUGUCCUUGCAACAGAGAUUCAGAAAAAAUAUGGCACAAACGGACCCAUCAUCGACAGCAUGCUCCGGAACAUAAUCUCUGAGCUUGCCUUGCCACAAUACAUGCGUCCGUCAAUCGUGGUAUCCUUGCCAUCCAUGCCUCUAAAUCACCAUGGCAAAGUUGAUAGGAAACACCUCUCCAAAUCACCGCUAAAGGCGGCAACUGAGCCCUUGAAAGUGUCGGCACUCCCUCCCUUAGAUUCGAGCACUCAAUUUCUGCGCGUUAUCGAAGAGAUAUGGAGAGAUAUCUUGGGGGAUCUCGUUGCGGGACAGAAACUAGACCAAAACUCCGACUUCUUCCUUGUUGGCGGUAAUUCGCUACUGUUGAUCAAAGUCCAAAGCAAAAUUAAGGAGAGAAAUGGUCAUAAUAUCCCACUGGUGAGCUUAUUUGAAGCUAGCACUCUAGGAAAAAUGAGUGCUAUACUCGCUGAAAAUCGUGAGCGCUAUGGAGAACGGCCGAAGGGAGGCUCUAGCGAAGAUAAAAUGAAGCAAAUCUGGGUUUCCGUGCUUGGAAAGAUAGUGACUGAGGACAAUCUUGGAUCAGAUUCAGAUUUCUUUCUGGUUGGCGGAAACUCACUGCUUCUUAUUCGCAUACAAACCGAGGUUCACAAAGAUUAUGGUGUUCUUCUUCCGCUGGCCAAGCUAUUUGAAUCAAGUACGCUGGGGGGGAUGUCGAUACUCUUGGAUGCUCUGACAACAGAAGACAAUGUAUUCCAUCAGAAUCUAGCUGAUAUUGACUGGAAAGACGAGGUGGCUUUCAAAGAGCAACUCUCAAGCAUUAUAAUGAAUGGCAAGGAUCGCAAUGCUGUUGAUGACCCCUCAGGUGGAAUUACAGUAGCGUUGACUGGGGCAACUGGAUUUCUCGGCAGGCACAUACUACAGAAACUUGUCAACGAUAGCAUGGUUGAAACAGUGCACUGUAUCGCUGUUCGAGAUGCUUCAAAACCAAUAAUCAACUCCCCCAAAGUCAUCGUUCAUUCUGGUGACCUGAGGGACUCAAGUUUGGGUCUUACUGAGGAUACUGCAAGACACAUAUUUUCCAAGCUUUCUGUGAUCAUUCACAAUGGUGCUGACGUCUCAUUCCUUCGAGCAUACCGGACUCUUCGUGCAGCCAACGUUCUUUCAACUAAAACUCUUGUACACUUGGCCAUUAAAUACGCAGCUGGCAGGCCCCUACCCCACAUUCAUUUUAUCUCAACGGCCGGCGUUGCUCAACUCGGAACGGGUGAAUUGUACGAAGAGUCACUUCCCAUACUCCAGCCUCAGAUGAACGCGAACGGCUAUGUCGUAUCCAAGUGGGUCUCAGAGAAAUAUCUUGAAAAUGCACAAUCAUUUUCCGCGUUGCCCGUCACCAUCCACAGGCCAAGCUAUGUCCUCGGACCUGACGCACCCCAGCUCGAUGUUAUGCAUAAUAUCCUAAACUUCGCGGAAAAGUUGAGAAGUGUGCCUCGAAUGCCAUCUGUAGAUAGGUGGCUGCAGUUUGUGGGAAUUGACGAGGUGGCACUGGAUAUCACAGCCGAAGCGCUUAAGAAAGAAGACCCACAAACAACAAAAGUGCAAUAUCGAAACCACUGUGGCACAGAGAAUGAUUGGGUUCGACUGGAUCAGCUUGGAUUGUAUUUGGAGAGGCAACACGGUGGGGAAUUUCCCAAGGUCGACUUCACACAAUGGAUCAACUCCGCAGGAGUGGCCGGGAUGCCGACUCAGGUGAAGGAAUACCUGAUCAAUCUUGUCACUGAUAAUAAUGCCAGCGACCGGAGUUGGAUCUCUCCACGUGUGCUGAAAGGACCGCGUAAUAUGAAUGCUCCCUGGAGGAGGCAGGGAAGGCUAUAA